Bombus pascuorum is the source of this 4096-nucleotide messenger RNA. It is a transcript of the gene superdeath, whose product is annotated as aminopeptidase N. Lineage: Eukaryota; Metazoa; Arthropoda; Insecta; Hymenoptera; Apidae. Bases 23 to 2974 code for a protein of 983 amino acids. Gene Ontology annotation, biological process: proteolysis; peptide catabolic process. The record is from RefSeq and is a predicted model, not a curated record. Gene Ontology annotation, cellular component: cytoplasm. The transcript has 14 exons. Gene Ontology annotation, molecular function: peptide binding; zinc ion binding; metalloaminopeptidase activity.
UCGUUUCAGGUUUACACGUGAUAUGACCCAGUCCCGCGAGGUUUUGGCGAUGAUGGACGCACACACAACAACGUUCGGACGUAAAAGAGGCUGCACAGUCUCACCUUGCGGCGCUUUCCUUUUUGGUGCUGCCUUCCUUAUAUCUUUGGUCGUGACCGGGCUUCUGGUCUAUCAUCUUGCGCCAUGUCUCGAGGAAAAGCUCGUUAAACCAUGCGGUGAUUUCAGUAAUUCAGUAUUUGGGGGUCGUGGUCUGUUUAAUAAGGACACGUAUAACAAGAAAAAAUUGGACGUCCGAUUACCAAGAUCUGUGGUGCCAGAUUCGUACGAGUUGCGGCUAAUACCGUUCCUACAAGUUGGGAAUUUUACUUUCCAUGGCGAGGUAAAAAUUCUAGUGAAUGUUACGGAAGACACGAAAAAUGUGACGCUGCAUGCGGUGGAUAUGCAUAUUAAUGAAAGUUUCACGAAUAUCAAGGAGUAUUCGGAAACCAAGAAAGUGGAGAAGAUAAUCAAAAUCGUGGAGCAGAAAAACGACACUGAACGGCAGUUUUACGUGAUUAGGACGUUGGACACGUUGAAGAGUGGCAAGCAAUACGUGGUGCAUCUAAAGUUUGUUGGUUAUCUGAAUGACUACUUGCAAGGCUUCUAUAGAAGCUCGUAUACUGUUGGCAGUCAGACGAGAUGGAUCGCCACGUCACAAUUCCAGCCAACAGAUGCGCGACGUGCUUUUCCGUGCUUCGAUGAACCAGCGCUGAAAGCCACGUUCAAGAUCAGCAUUGCACGACCAAAGAACAUGUCAUCCAUCUCGAACAUGCCUAGAAUGGGGGAGCCUAUGCCAGUGCCCGGCUUAUCAACACACGUGUGGGACCAUUAUGAACGUUCGGUGCCGAUGUCCACUUACCUGGUUGCUUUUAUUGUUUCGGAUUUCGAGGUGCUGAAAUCCGAAUCUGGACACUUUAGAGUUUGGGCACGGAUCGACGCUAUCGAGCAAGCACGCUACACUUUAGACAUUGGCCCGAGAAUACUCGAAUAUUACGAAGACUAUUUCAAGAUUAAGUUUCCCUUGCCCAAGAUGGAUACUAUUGCACUACCUGAUUUUUCAGCAGGAGCUAUGGAAAACUGGGGUUUAAUCACUUGCAGAGAAACUGCUAUGCUAUAUCAAGAAGGCGUCUCGACCAGCAGUAAUCAGCAACGUGUAGCAACUGUAAUAUCUCACGAACUUGCUCAUCAGUGGUUUGGUAACUUGGUCACUCCAAGUUGGUGGUCGGAUCUUUGGUUGAACGAAGGCUUUGCCAGUUAUGUAGAAUAUAUCGGUGUGAAUGCAGUGGAACCAACUUGGAAGGUUUUGGAACAAUUCGUUGUACAUGAUCUGCAAGAUGUUUUUAGUUUAGACGCGUUAGAAUCUUCACAUCAGAUAUCGGUCGAAGUCGAACAUCCCGAUGAGAUUAGUGAAAUUUUCGACAGAAUUUCUUACGAAAAAGGCGCUUCUAUAAUAAGAAUGAUGGAUCAUUUUCUUACUAACAAAGUGUUCAAGCAAGGUCUAACGAAUUAUUUGAAUGGAAAAGCGUAUCAAAGUGCCGAGCAGAAUGAUUUAUGGGAUGCUUUAACAAAACAGGCGCACAAAGACAACGUUCUCGAUCCAACGAUAACGAUAAAGCAAAUUAUGGAUACCUGGACUCUCCAGACUGGUUUUCCAGUGGUGACAGUUAUUCGAGAUUAUAACACUGGUUCGGCGACAUUAACGCAGGACCGUUUUAUGCUUCGUAAUGGUACUAUGGUGACCACAUCUAGUGUUGAACCACUAUGGUGGAUACCAAUCACAUAUACGACUGAAAGUCAAUUAAAUUUCAAUACAACUCAACCUUCUCAAUGGAUGAAAGCAGAAAAAUCGAUUACGCUAUCGAAUUUGAACUGGAACUUCUCAGAGUGGGUAAUUUUGAAUAUCCAAGAAACUGGAUACUACAGAGUGAAUUACGACAGGAAAAAUUGGCAAUUGAUAAUCAAACAACUGAACAAGGAUUCCUUUAAAAAUAUUUCAACGAUCAAUCGUGCUCAGUUAAUAGAUGAUGCGCUUAAUUUGGCCAGAGCCGGAAGACUAGAUUACGCUAUUGCGUUGGAUGUCACAUCGUAUUUAGCUCACGAAACUGAGUACUUACCUUGGAAGGCUGCUUUCACUGCCAUGGAUUAUUUGGAUAGCAUGCUAAUCAAAAUGCCUAGUUACGACAAAUUUCGGGUAUACAUUUUGAAGCUACUCGACAACGUGUACAGACAAGUUGGUUUUAAGGAUAGUUCUCGGGAUCCUCAGUUGACAGUUUUCACCCGGGUCGAUGUGCUAACAUGGGCAUGUAAUUACGGCCAUGAUGAUUGUGUGCAAAAUGCAGUCAGACAGUUCUAUAAUUGGCGUAAUACGCCUAGUCCGGAUAAAAAUAAUCCGAUCUCGCCAAAUCUGAAAAUGGUCGUCUACUGUACGGCUAUUCGAUUUGGUGGACAAAUUGAAUGGGACUUUGCUUGGCAAAGAUACUUAGAAACCAAUGUCGGUUCUGAGAAGGAUUUACUUCUGCACUCUCUUGGUUGUACAAGAGAAACUUGGCUUUUAAGUCGUUAUUUGGAUUGGAUGGUUACGGAAAAUUCGGGUAUCAGGAAGCAAGAUGCAGGACGUGUUCUAAAUUCUAUUGCUAGCAACUCUAUUGGACAACCGCUAGCGUUUAAUUUCCUCAGAAAUAAAUGGGAUCGUCUCCGAGAAUACUUCGGAACAUCAUUAAUGACGAUGAACAAUAUAGUAAAAUCAGCAACCAGAAGUAUUAACACCUAUAAUGACCUUAAAGAUCUGGUGGAAUUUACUAAUGAACACAUGGGGGAGUUUGGAAGUGCAACGAGGUCAAUGCAACAAUCGAUAGAACAAGCUGAAGCGAACAUACGAUGGGUAGAAGCCAAUCACAUUACGAUUCAAGAUUGGCUAAAAAGGAAUACCGCGUAACGAUAAAACGAAGCGGAUUGGUGUGACAUGAAUAAUUAUAAUAUACGCGCGUUGUCCAAUGGAGCAAUUAAAAUUGUCGAAACGAGGACUCCAUCCUCAUGCGUGGAAAUAUUUCAAAACUUUGUUCGAUUAUUCUAAAGCAUUUUACUCGCACGAAAAAAAUCGCUUUGUCGUUAUGGUUAAACGUAAACCACAAAAAACGACCUAUAUCUGAAAUUUAUGAAACAAGUAUUAAGUGUUUUGCGUGAUUUUGUAAAUAGGUGUUAAGUAUUAAGGUAUGUAUGUAUAAUGGAAUAUUUAGGUAUUUGGAUAGAAGAGAUUGUCCAUGUUUUAGUUUUUUACGUAAAUUCGCGUAUAUUAAUAAUUUAUAUAUUCUCUUCAGAUUAUUUAACGGAUAAUUUGGAUUAUUUUUCCUUGUAAGACUUCAAUGUAUCUUUAGUAAUAGUUUGUUUCAUUAAAUUAGUCUGAACCUCUACAUGUGAUUUAAAAGUAACAUCAUUUAUGCAUACAUACAUAUCUACAGUAUUCGACGAUAUGAGCAUCACGGAAGUAUUUAAACACUUAACAUAGAAAAUUUUUAUAAAUGUACUAUGUAUUUUAUACGAUACUUUUCGAAAUUUCAUUAUAUUACAAUAAGAUACGAUUAUUGUAAUGAUAUUGGUAAGAUGUGAAACCAAUCUGAAAAUGUAUAUAGAGAUUGCAACAUUUUUAUUGCAAACAAACAUUUAAUAAUAAUUUAGCAUAAAGCAAUAAUGGUCUUGAACAUAAUAAUUAAUGUUCAUAAUGAUUUUACUAAUUUCACUCGUUAUAACUUACAAGUAACGUAAUGAAUGAUUAAUUGUUCAAAUACUUUUAUGAUUUUUGCGAUGUGUAUGCUUGUAUAAAAAUUUUGUAACUUCUGUAUACACAUGAUUUCAGAUACCUUCUGCAUUUUAUCAAUAUAAUUAUGAUUGCGCAGUGUCUUAUUGCAUUGUUAAUAAAAUUGUAUUGUUAAAUUGUUUUGUAUUACAUACACAAUAGAAGCUUUCUAUGAUAAAUAUUUAAUAUUCUAUGCUAAAUACUUUCGUGAACUGUUUGUUUGUUAAACCUAACUGCAUAUUAAAUACUAGUAUUGGAAGCCUA